GUGGAAAAGGUAAGAUGCAUCGUAAAAACACCUUUUAGUAGCACGGUGCAUCUACUGUCCGUGAUCUAAAUACAAUGUAUAUAGAUUUGUACUGUGACAUGCACACUGUUCUCAAAAAUGAAUUUAAAACAGAAGGAAGCCUAUGAUAUUGCCAUCGCAGUCCACAAUUUAUACAUAGGUGGAUCAGCGGGAACUGGCAAGUCCUUUCUGAUUUCAGAAAUAGAAAACGGACUCCGUAAAGCAGACAAAAGUGUUCAUAUCACGUGUACAACAGGGAUAGCUUGUGCAAAUUUUAGCAAUGCGAUGACAAUUCACAGAUGGGCUGGCAUAGAUGACGGUCGAUAUUCAUCCAAAGAAAUUGCUACAUUGAUCAAGGAAACCCCCAAACACAGAGACACUUUAGAACGAUUGAUGAAGGCUGACACACUAAUAAUAGAUGAAAUAAGCAUGCUUUCAGAUAAGCUUUUUCAGCAACUGGAGGAAGUAUGCAGUCUGAAAAAUCCAGAUGUUAUCUUUGGUGGUAUACAACUUAUACUCUGUGGCGAUUUCAGACAACUCCCACCUGUUCCUAAUGUACAAUACAAUGAUGAAGGUAACUUCUGCUUUCAGUCAGAACUAUUUCAAACUGCUGUUCCUCAUCGUGUUAUAUUAUGUGACAUAAUCAGGCAACAAGACCAGACCCUUAUUAAAGCCAUCCAAGAGGUCAGUGAAGGGGUUGAACUGACAGAAGAAUCAUUAACCCUUAUUAACUCUAUGGAGAGGCCAUUACCAACAGGGCCUCCUUCUGUUAAGUUGUUUGCUACUAAUAACCUUGUGGAUGACUAUAACAGAAGGCGUAUUUUGAACUGGAGGGGAGAGUUGAUUGAGUACUCUGCAGUUGAUACUGGGGAUAAAAAAUAUCUCUCAAAGAUACUGGCUCCACAAAAACUUUGGUUGAAGGAAGGUUGUCCAGUUGUGCUCCUUCGCAAUUUUUCCAAAGUUCUUUACAAUGGAUUGCAGGGAUAUAUUGUUUCACUGGGGAAAGAUGGACCUGUAGUGGACUUCGGAUCAUUAGGUGUACAUAGGAUAACACAAAUUAAGUUCACAGUUUGGGAAACAAAUAUUACUGAAAGCCCAAAUGUAUUGAUGACACAGUUCACAGUACUUAUAAUGAUUACAAUGUACAUACAUUAUAAUGAUAUUGAUUACACAUACAUUGCAUGUAUUUAUGUUCAUUUAGUAUUUAGUCCUGUCAUUGGAAAGAAUGUGGCAGAAAGGAUGCAGUACCCAUUGAAGCUUGCCUUUGCCCUGAGUAUCCACAAGGCCCAAGGAAUGACUCUGGAUAGAGUAGAAGUUGACUGUCGCAACAUAUUUAAAGCUGGUCAGCUAGGCGUUGCCAUGGGAAGAGUUAGGAGUGCGGCUGGGCUUCGUAUCCUGAAUUUCAAUCCGAGUGUUUGUAUUCAGCAGCCAGAUAUCGUCCAGACCUUCAUUGACACACCGUCUCGAGAACUUGAUGACAGUCUAUACUGCUGUAAUGCUAUCAGACAGGUGUCCAUGGAUUGGCAGACCAUAUUUGGGCCAGAUGACGACGACGAUUUCAUUGUUGAUGGGAAUCUCGGAUGUGAAGGUGAAGCAGAAACAGAAGAGGAAGAUGAAGAUACUUUUGAUGAUGACUUCAACAAAAUCAUUGUAUCUGACAGUGUAUUCUCAACUGAUGAACUAUCUGAGUAUACUUUGCCGGCUUCAUUUGACCCAGGGGCUCUCCUUCAAACAAUGCGAUCAAAGCAUGAAGCCACAGCUAUACAAACGGAAUCAAAUGAAUUGAUUGACCAUUUGCUGAAGUUUCAUGUUGAGAGGGUUGCAGACUUCUGCAAAAAACAAUUCUUAGUUUUGUCUGCAUUUAUGGAAGACCUCAACGUCACUGCUUCUGGUCCAGUAAAGUCUGAGGCUCUUUGUCAUUUUUAUGAAAAAUGCAAUCGGCAUCAAACAAGCCAGGAAUACCUCUUGACUACCAUGAUACUGUUUCAAGACCUGCCCAUAUAUUCUGAUGCCCAAGCCCACAUCUGCUACAAGUUGGCAGUGGAGGUAAGGAAGUUCUUGCUUCAGGAGAAGGUUGACCUCUUCCAGACAACCAAGAAAUCCACUUACCAGAGGUUUGUGACCAGUGCAUCAAAAGCGAGGAUCCGUUAUGUUGGUGGGUAUUGUAUCAGUAAGGUCAGAUAUCGCAAUCUGCAGCUUCAAAAGACAAGAGCAACCAAAGUCAGCAUUGAAGACCAGCAACAGUAUGAGGAAUCAACAAUGGCAAUCAACAUACUGGAUGCUUUAAGGGAGAAUGAGGUUGUGUUGGAAAAACAUUCUGCUCUUCCUGAAACAUUGGUUGAUGUCAUCAGGAAACAAAAUGUAAGCAGGGGGUUAACUCAGAUCAGAGAUGAACUAUUCUUAUUUUUCAUGAAGCUGUGUGAACAUUGUCUUACAAACCUGACUGAUCAACAUCUCCAUCAACACGGUCAACAUCUCCACAGUCAAUGUUUUAAUGUAAUCAUGGGGAAUAUUCAACUUUACGAACAGUUUCUGAAAGUUGUCAAGACAGUGCCUAUGAAAAGUUUUUCUUUGUAUGAAAAUACAUGUGAUGUGGGUUCAUCAGUCGUUGAAGACAUUCUCAAUAAACUCACAUUGGAAGUCUCUGUGACCGAGUGUAUUUACAAGGAUAUUGUUGAGAAGUUUGUCAUGGUGAUGCUUAAUCAAUUUAGGAAAGACCUGCUUCAAGCAUUUUCAGUGGAGAAAACAUUAGCUCACAGAAAGCAAAUUUUGAUCAAGAAAUCAAAACAAAGUGAUAUUCAGGGAACAGUCAGCUUUGAUAGUAUCAGUAAAGAUAACUCCAUAGGUAAAGAUAUGUCACACAAUUUACUGAAAGGUUUACUUCUCCAACAGAAAGAUGUUUUGAAGUCAUUUACCAAGACCAACCUCCAAACAUUAUGCAAGGCAUACUCUCUGAAGGUAUCAAGGGUUUAUACAAAAGCAAAAUUAAUGCAGGACUUGAAAGCAAGGAUACUCGCCAGUAAUACCAUGCCAAAUCCAAACGUCAUUCACCAUGACACAGAAUCCAAGAUGGCAGAGACAACUACUCUUUCAGAACCUCAACCAGGACCAAGUUCUGCAGCAGAUUCUUUUGAGGACACUCAGAAAGAACCUAAAGGUACCUCGACUGAAGAGGAUGAAGCAAUGCUUCAAAAAGAUCCUGAAGAAGAGGAAGUCUGCAAAUGCCACACUUCUUCAGUGUGUGUAAUGGAGGAACAGUGCCACACUUCUAGUGUGUGUAAUGGAGGAACAGUGCCACGCUUCUUCAGUGUGUGUAAUGGAGGAACAGUGCCACACUUCUUCAGUGUGUGUAAUGGAGGGACAGUGCCACACUUAUAA
This is a messenger RNA of Pecten maximus, 3396 nucleotides long. RefSeq lists its product as uncharacterized. Lineage: Eukaryota; Metazoa; Mollusca; Bivalvia; Pectinida; Pectinidae. Gene Ontology annotation, biological process: telomere maintenance; DNA repair. The transcript is spliced from 5 exons. The record is from RefSeq and is a predicted model, not a curated record. Bases 118 to 3396 code for a protein of 1092 amino acids. Gene Ontology annotation, molecular function: DNA helicase activity.